Molecule: messenger RNA, 1796 nt
Organism: Chlorocebus sabaeus (green monkey)
Lineage: Eukaryota; Metazoa; Chordata; Mammalia; Primates; Cercopithecidae
Product: keratin, type I cuticular Ha3-I
Biological process (GO): intermediate filament organization; epithelial cell differentiation
Cellular component (GO): cytoskeleton
Molecular function (GO): structural molecule activity
Source: RefSeq, a predicted model, not a curated record
AACUGCCCCAGAAAGGAUCUAUUCCUCUUUCUGAGAACCAUGAAUUUGGAAUUCAGCACUUGGAAAUGUGACCUAGCAAAAGACACGUGGGCAAGAGCUAUGCUUUUCCAUUUCACCAAGGAGAGCCAGAGGCGUGCCAAGGAGUUGGGGGCCUCAAGUCAGGAAGCAGAACAGCAAUACUGUCUCUUGACCUGCUGCAUCCCACUGAUGAAGGCCAGGGCUUUCAUGAGUCCAGGUCUUUGAAGUCACACCACGAAGCUCUUGCAUCAUGACACACAGCAUGGAAGAGGAGUCCUGACUUAGCGAGAAGCCCAAGUAAAGUCUUUUAUGAGGGAAGAGACUCUUCUGAAGAAACACAACAAAUGUAGGGAAGGGCUUUUGACAAUCACCAAAUGAGCAAAAAAAAAAAAAAAAAAAAAAAAGGGGGGGGUUGCCUUACGUGGCCACACCCUCCACGGACGAGGUAUAAAUGCUCCCCGGAGGAAGGAGACCCACUGAUCUACAACUUGGAGGUUCUGGACUCUGUCUUCAGCUGGGCACUCCCUCCCUGCACCAUGUCUUACAGUUGUUGCCUGCCCAGCCUGAGCUGCCGCACCAGCUGCUCCUCCCGGCCCUGCGUGCCCCCCAGCUGCCACGGCUGCACCCUACCUGGGGCCUGCAACAUCCCCGCCAAUGUGGGCAACUGCAACUGGUUCUGCGAGGGCUCCUUCAAUGGCAGCGAGAAGGAGACCAUGCAGUUCCUGAACGACCGCCUGGCCAGCUACCUGGAGAAGGUGCGUCAGCUGGAGCGGGACAACGCGGAGCUGGAGAACCUCAUCCGGGAGCGGUCGCAGCAGCAGGAGCCCUUGGUGUGUGCCAGCUACCAGUCCUACUUCAAGACCAUCGAGGAGCUCCAGCAGAAGAUCCUGUGCAGCAAGUCUGAGAAUGCCAGGCUUGUGGUGCAGAUCGACAACGCCAAGCUGGCCUCCGACGACUUCAGGACCAAAUAUGAGACCGAGAUGUCCCUGCGGCAGCUGGUGGAGUCGGACAUCAAUGGCCUGCGCAGGAUCCUGGAUGAGCUGACCCUGUGCAGGUCUGACCUGGAGGCCCAGGUGGAGUCCCUGAAGGAGGAGCUGCUGUGCCUCAAGCAGAACCAUGAGCAGGAGGUCAACACCCUGCGCUGCCAGCUUGGAGACCGCCUCAACGUGGAGGUGGAUGCUGCCCCUGCUGUGGACCUGAACCAGGUCCUGAACGAGACCAGGAGUCAAUAUGAGGCCCUGGUGGAAACCAACCGCAGGGAAGUGGAGCAAUGGUUCGCCACGCAGACUGAGGAGCUGAACAAGCAGGUGGUAUCCAGCGCAGAGCAGCUGCAGUCCUACCAGGCGGAGAUCAUCGAGCUGAGACGCACGGUCAAUGCCCUGGAGAUCGAGCUGCAGGCCCAGCACAACCUGCGAGACUCUCUGGAAAACACGCUGACGGAGAGUGAGGCCCGCUACAGCUCCCAGCUGUCCCAGGUGCAGAGCCUGAUCACCAACGUGGAGUCCCAGCUGGCGGAGAUCCGCUGUGACCUGGAGCGGCAGAACCAGGAGUACCAGGUGCUGCUGGACGUGCGUGCCCGGCUGGAGUGUGAGAUCAACACGUACCGGAGCCUCCUGGAGAGUGAGGACUGCAAGCUCCCCUCCAACCCCUGCGCCACAACAAAUGCAUGUGACAAGUCCAUUGGGCCCUGUAUCUCUAAUCCCUGUGGCCCACGUGCUCGGUGCGGGCCUUGCAACACUUUUGGGUGCUAGAGGCCCCAUGACCGGGAGGAGAAGAAA